AUGAUGCCCACCGAGCCGCCGCCGCAGCAGCUGCAGCCACCGCCGCCAGCCCCACCGAACCAUGUGGUGACCACCAUCGAGAACCUGCCGGCUGAGGGCAGCGGAGGCAGCAGCAGCCUGUCUGCCUCCUCCCGGGCUGGCAUGCUCCAGAGAAUCCGCAAAGUGCUGAACAGGGAGAUGUUAAUCUCUGUGGCUCUGGGCCAGGUGUUAUCCCUCCUUAUUUGUGGAAUUGGCUUGACCAGCAAGUACCUGUCCGAAGAUUUCCAUGCCAAUACACCAGUCUUCCAGAGUUUCCUGAAUUACAUCCUUCUCUUCUUGGUCUAUACCACCACACUGGCUGUCAGGCAAGGAGAAGAAAACCUUCUGGCAAUUUUACGACGAAGGUGGUGGAAGUACAUGAUCCUGGGACUCAUAGACCUCGAAGCAAACUACCUGGUGGUCAAGGCCUAUCAGUACACGACUCUGACCAGUAUCCAGCUCCUGGACUGUUUUGUGAUCCCGGUAGUGAUUUUACUCUCCUGGUUCUUCCUGCUGAUCCGGUACAAGGCUGUGCAUUUCAUCGGCAUCGUCGUCUGCAUCCUGGGGAUGGGCUGCAUGGUGGGAGCCGACGUGCUUGUGGGAAGGCAUCAAGGAGCAGGGGAAAAUAAACUGGUAGGGGACCUUCUGGUCUUAGGAGGAGCCACACUCUACGGUAUCUCUAAUGUCUGGGAAGAAUACAUCAUCCGAACCUUGAGCCGAGUGGAAUUCCUGGGAAUGAUCGGACUCUUUGGGGCAUUUUUCAGUGGAAUUCAAUUGGCUAUCAUGGAGCACAAGGAGCUGCUAAAGGUGCCCUGGGAUUGGCAAAUAGGUCUGCUCUACGUCGGCUUCAGUGCCUGCAUGUUUGGUCUCUACAGCUUCAUGCCGGUCGUCAUCAAGAAAACCAGCGCUACUUCUGUCAACCUCUCCCUGCUCACAGCAGAUUUGUACAGCCUGUUCUGUGGGUUGUUUCUCUUCCAUUACAAGUUUUCAGGACUUUAUCUCCUGUCUUUCUUCACCAUCCUCAUCGGGCUAGUGCUUUACUCCUCCACCUCCACAUACAUAGCCCAGGACCCCCGGGUGUACAAGCAGUUCCGCAAUCCUUCAGGACCUGUCGUGGACUUACCAGCCACAGCUCAGGUGGAGCCUUCUGUCACCUACACCAGCUUGGGCCAGGAGACCGGAGAGGAGCCCCACAUCCGCGUGGCCUAGGGUGAGGCCCUCGCUACCCACUGAGCACUCAGUGGCCACGUGUUCGCCUAUCAUCUCUGUAUUGUACAUAGAGAAAGGUAUUUAUUAGGUGCAGUUGACACAAGUGGACUGCAAGGUAGCAAAUCCAAAAGCCUGUAAAAGGCACAAACUAACCAUCCCUGGAGACACAGGCUCUGACCCACCUGACCUGGAGAGGUGCCUCGCAUGUGUGUAUCCUGAUCAUGACCCCCCUGCAUUAAUUACUGUGAAAAUUUUCAAAGCAAAAGCAAGUAUUAUUAUUAUUGAUAUUAUUAUUGUUACUCAUAUUACACUGACUUUCAGGAGGAUGUUUUGUACUCCUGAUGGAAACUAGUGCCAGACCCACAUGCAAUUAACAUAAAUCCCCCUUUUCUAUGGAAGUCACUUUUUAAGAUUCACCCUUCAGUUUUUUUUGCAGUCUGUGAGUGCUGCACACCACAGGAGCUCCCUGCAAGAAGUCUCCUUAUCCUAGGGACCCGGUGGCCAAUGGUUUCCUCCGUUACCUAUUGGAUCGCCUGCUCAAUAAGUAUUUUGUGCUGUGACCCAUGUGGGGAGGGGCAACUGACCAUAUAAUUCUCUAUUCUGGGAAUAGAUGUAGAACAAACAUGUCAGCCUUUUUCUAUGUUGACCUCUGAUUACUCCAUUGCUGUUCUGCUGUGCCACCUUGGUUCUGCCAGUCAAGCUCCUGAAAUAAUGGGACAAGGAACGUUCCAUCUCUGUGGCUUGUGGGACACCCAGGAGUAAUAUAGUAUGUGUUUAUGGUAAUGUGUAUUUUUAAAAAAUCUUUUCACCCCUCCCUAUGUCCCCUCUUCAAAAAAUAGAUUUGCAUUUUCUUUUUCCCUGAAUUUCUUUGGUGAUGAUAUGGAAAUUAAUCAAGGUGUUAGCAAAAGCCAUGGUCCUCUGCCCUCUGAACUGAGUGACACUCUUUCUGAAACACAGAAGCACGCAGCUGCCUGUGUUGUGGAGACGUAUCGGCCACGUCGCCUCCCCAGUCCAGGUGCUGAUAUGGACAGGCUCUGACAGUACUCGACAGAUCGGGCCACUUUGUAGUGGGAAAGAUGUCACCAAGAGAAAGCCUGGCAUUUUGGUCAUAUUUGGCAUCCGUUCCAUAACAAGAUAUGACAACAAUAUAUCUGUAUCUUAUGGAUACAGAGAAUAUUCCAGGUCCUGGGAUGGCUCUGAAGGAUGCAUCACUACUCUAAUUCUGUUAAAAUAGCCCCUUUCCAAACACAGAAAAUAAAAACACACCACAAAUCCCUAUAAUUUAGAAAUAGAUUCUAUGUGUCAGUAUGUGAAAUGGUCUUUACAUUUGGCUGGCUUCAAUGUUGUUCAAAAAAAUCCUCACUAAAGGAAAAGUAAAUGCUUAUAAAAUGUUGGGCAAUUAAAAUCAAUGAAUCUUAAGCAAAUCACCAGAGGGGACUCUGUAAAGCAGAAGGACAGAUUGCAGCUUAGUCAGGAUACCUACACAGCCCGAGCAAGGCCUAAGUCCGAAGGCAAGCAUCCCAUGCCGUCAGCACCCACGUGGCCCCUCUGCGUGCCUUCGACCCUAGGCCCUAGCAGAUGAGGAAGAAAAUAUCUUUUUUCUGAUAGCAGAUCUUAGGCUCAUCUGUGUUCAACCCCCUUAGAAACAUGUUUUAUUUUCUGCGGGGGUAAAAAAAAAUCAAUGUUAGAGCUAUAUAUAGUCAAAACAACUUUGCCAAUGUCCGCUCUCUGCUACCUUUUAAACCAAUUAAAUACCUUUCUCUGAAUAUUUUGUCCAUUGAGAUAUGAAGACCUUUAAAGACUGUGGUUUUAUUUGUGUGUUUACAUUUCUUUGGU
Molossus molossus (Pallas's mastiff bat) is the source of this 3063-nucleotide messenger RNA. RefSeq names its product solute carrier family 35 member F1 (gene SLC35F1). Gene Ontology annotation, cellular component: membrane. NCBI's taxonomy places the organism in Eukaryota, Metazoa, Chordata, Mammalia, Chiroptera, Molossidae. Bases 1 to 1227 code for a protein of 408 amino acids. The transcript is spliced from 8 exons. The record is from RefSeq and is a predicted model, not a curated record. Gene Ontology annotation, biological process: transmembrane transport. Gene Ontology annotation, molecular function: transmembrane transporter activity.